ACUGCUAGCGUCUCCGCAAUGCUGGAAAAUCGAUAUGUGAGGAAAAUUUUCUAAAAAGGCAUUGUGAACAAAAGGGUGGUGCACUUAAGUUGAAAAUCUGACCAAUUGUUCUUUAUAAAGGAUAGGAAUAAACUUAAAUAGUCACUUGCAAGACAACGUUGAAGUACUUUUAUUGAAUUCUCAGCAUACGGUCGCGUUGGUCGCCAAAAAAGUAGAUUUAGAUUUCCUCAACCGAAAGGUUCCUGAUUGACUUUUCGACUAGUCUUGUAAAAAGAAAAUCGAAUCCCGAGUAGUGAAAUCAGUGGCCGAAUUCGUGCGUUAAGGUGGCGCUCGAUAACGGAAUCAAAACGCAGUCCAGAGUGCAUCCGAGUCCCGGUAGUGCUCGCACCCUCGUGUGGGCACUACCGCUUACAGCGUCAUGCAACAUGGUCACGGAGGAAAACGACGAACAUCCGCACACGGAGGAGGAAAAGACACCGACCCAGGAGAAGGACAGUAAUCUGCUUUCGCGCUCCGACAGUACUGAGAUUUUGAUUCAAAGCAGCAUGGACGAUAUUUUCGAUGUAAUCAAGGCGGGAGAGCUUUCUGAGGUGGAAAACUUGGUGGAAAAAUUGGGCCCUGAGGCACUGAGCGCAAGGGAUAGACAUGGUUACACUCCAGCUCAUUGGGCAGCUCUCGAUGGAAACGUGGAGAUGAUGCGCUAUCUGGUGGAACGUAACGCACCCGUUGAUUUGCCCUGUUUGGGAACCCAAGGUCCGCGACCUAUUCAUUGGGCUUGCCGAAAAGGCCAUGCUGCCGUCGUACAAGUACUGCUGCAAGCUGGUGUUGCGGUGAAUGCUGCCGACUUUAAGGGUCUAACUCCGUUGAUGACGGCUUGUAUGUAUGGUAGAACGGCCACCGCCGCGUAUUUGCUAGGCAUGGGAGCCCAGAACCAUUUGACAGACAUCAAUGGGGAUACGGCGCUGCACUGGGCCGCCUAUAAGGGCCACGCCGAUCUAAUUAGACUGCUAAUGUAUUCGGGAGUUGAUCUUCAAAAAACCGAUAACUUUGGAUCGACACCGCUUCACUUGGCUUGUCUUUCUGGGAAUUUGCAAUGCGUGAAGAUUCUUUGCGAGAAACGCAACCUGGAGCUGGAACCGAGGGAUAAGAAUGGGAAAACUCCAUUGAUGUUGGCCCAAGGUCACAGGAACAAUGACGUGGUGAAGAUGCUACACAAUGAAAUUAAGAAGAAGUCUAGAUGGAUGCCGCCCAUUUCGGAAAUUUGGAGCUUGCUGUUCGGAGGCGCGGGAGCUUCCAAAGGACCGUUGAUUCUUUUCUUGUUUUCGGUAUUGCUUUGGGGCUAUCCGAUGUAUAUGAUAAGGUGCAUCCCUAUAACAUGGAAUGUUUUGCGACGAUCCCAUUACUGUUUCAUCUACUGGAAUGCUGUAAUGUGGAUCAGUUGGGUUAUUGCUAAUCGCCGUGAUCCUGGAUAUGUCUCGUUGAACUCAGAUACGUACCACCAAGCAAUCAAGCAGAUUCCAUACUUCGACAAGUGGAAGAAGCGUAACGUAAUCUUGUCGAGACUUUGUCAUAGCUGCCGGUGUUUGAGGCCGCUGCGGGCCAAACACUGCCGAAUUUGCAACAGGUGCGUCUCUUACUUCGAUCAUCAUUGUCCGUUCAUAUACAAUUGCGUCGGAUUGAGAAACCGGAUGUGGUUCCUGUUGUUCGUACUGAGCGUGGCGGUCAAUUGCUCGUUUACGAUCUACUUUGCCUGCUACUGUGUAAUGAUCGAAGGGUUCAGUCUGCUGUAUGUACUCGGUUUAGUUGAAGCAUUUGUGUUCUGUGGACUUGGAUGGAUACUGACCUGCACUUCGAUUCUCCACGCGUGUAUGAAUUUGACCACCAACGAAAUGUUCAACUACAAGCGAUACCCCUACCUGCGGGAUAAACGCGGUCGCUAUCAGAAUCCUUUCUCGAGGGGACCGGUGCUGAAUUUGUUCGAAUUUUUCGUCUGCUUGCCGGACCGCUUGGAUGAGCAAGACUUGAUGCUGGAUGAGAACCUCUGAAAAUGACCGCAUCAGAACGUGAAACGUAAACGAAUUACCAGCAGCUAGGCAGCUAGAAUACAUACAUUGCUACGGAGCUAUUCUUGCCGCUUGCCGUCCUGCUUGAUAUUACACAAUGAAAAGCACUAGCUGCCAUCGGUAAUAGCGUGACAGUUUGCGAGAGCAGCAACGGUUAAUUCUCAAUUCGCUUACAUAGCACGUGGUGAUCGAUGCUAAAAUAAAUUCUUUCUCAUUCCAUCGAAAAACAUGAACAACAAUAAUGUUCAUUGAUUAGAAAACCAAUUUAUUAAUUCCUUAAAUGCGUGCAUACAUGUAUAAUUCAUUUAUCCAGUAUUUAUUCGUCAUGCAAAUUUGUGAUACAUACGUUUUAUGGAACUUAAGAUUAUGUUUCCCGUUCAUUAUAGAAGAAAAUGUUAAACAAAUAUUCCUGUCGUUGAGUUGUUCAUUAGAAAAUUGGGUAUGAUGUGAUGCGUUUACAAAGUAAAUGAACGAACGCCUAUAUAUCCUUCAGCGAUUGUUAUGUUUUGUUUGGCUUAAUGUCAUAGAAUUUUCCAGAGAAAACAUAUAGAAAAUAUAUAUAAAUACACAUUAAUCUUUGUGAGAUAAAAACGAUAAAAAAAUCAAUAUCAUGUAUGAACGUAAACGUUUUAUUGUAAAUUGCACAAAGUUUGGUACUAUACAAUGCUAUGCAUACAUUCCAUUUCUAUCAAACCUGAAUGGAGAAGAGAGCAACCGACGCUUGAGCAACAAGAAUUACAGCUUGAAAGCUUCAAUAAAUUUUCUAACC
Molecule: messenger RNA, 2832 nt
Organism: Toxorhynchites rutilus septentrionalis
Lineage: Eukaryota; Metazoa; Arthropoda; Insecta; Diptera; Culicidae
Gene: Patsas
Exons: 4
Coding region: 426-2045 (539 amino acids)
Biological process (GO): protein palmitoylation
Cellular component (GO): Golgi membrane
Molecular function (GO): palmitoyltransferase activity; protein binding
Source: RefSeq, a predicted model, not a curated record